Amoebophrya sp. A120 is the source of this 24837-nucleotide messenger RNA. Lineage: Eukaryota; Dinophyceae; Syndiniales; Amoebophryaceae. The record is from the annotation of a GenBank genome assembly.
GAGGAAGUCUCACGACGACUCUGAGUCUAUGGUAUCUGUAGGAAAUCUGGUGCAUUCACGACCAGCUAGUAUAGAAGAAGUGUCGAUGUUUGUCAGAAGUCAAUAAGGACGAAAUUCCGAUUAUUUUUACCAACAAUUCAUAGACGAUCCACAGUAAAUUGAAACCUUUUAUUCCACAGCGAUCAAAUCCUGUCUCACAAAACCUUUCAUCGUGGGAAGAUCUUUUGAAAACUGUUUCACCUGUGUAACCAAAAUAUUUCUGUGCCGUUAUGUGGACAGGAUAUUGAAAAGUAGGAACGUAUUAACUCUAUUAAAAAACGAAAAAGCAUGUCAUGCCACGACUGUGGUACGCAACAAUGGUUGUGGCCCAGGUCGCGAGGAGGUGCGUAGCAUGGCAGAACUAGCAUUACAAGCUGACAAACACGAAACGCGAACUACGAAGAUUUGUGGUUUUUGUCCAUCUCAAAACUAGUCAAUUACUAUUCGAAAUAUAGCAUUACAAACUAUUUAUGAUAUUCGAAAUCAGCAUCACAAAUUCCGAUCCCCGAUCAUGAUCCAGCACUACAGGUAGGUGGUCGAUGAGAGUUUUAUUUGACUUGAAAGUCACCAAGUCAGUAGCCACCGUAUCACGACAGAAGGAACAAUUAUGUCGAUCAAUUGCGUUGUGGCAAGAAACUCGAACGAUCGAGGAUGAAAAAGAAACACGGAAGCAGCAGUUGAAAAUGAAUUUCUAUCCCUUGUACCAAAAGCUUAUGAUGACAAAAAAAAUUAUAAAACCAUGCAGACGAGCAGACAGUUACUGUGAGAAUCCGCAGCUGUCUCGUCUGCAGUGCUGAGUGACAGCAGCCAGCCGCCGUUGCAGCUAGGCUAUACCUAGCCUACAGUGACAGCGGCUAUGCAGGCUAGGUCGUCUAGCGUGGCUACAAUUGCAGCCGGCUGCUCUGCUUCUAACGACCAGUGCACAAAAAUGAUUGCGAUGCGAAAGCUAAAAUCUCGCUCUGUUCCUUGCGUCGCCCGCGGGUUGUGCCGUUCUUCUCCUUGUCCUUGUUUGUGUUUGAUGAUUGCAUGUAGAACAAGUUCUUUCUCUGUUGGAACAUGUUGUGUUGGAACAAGCGCAGCGUUGCUGAAUUUGUGGUUGACGCUUAGCAGUUAGGCCUAGAGUAGAGUAGAAGUGCAAGUCCUCUACCUUGUCGGACCACGAGUUAGUUUUUCUAGCUUCUCACAAAAAUGAGAAAAUGGCGCUGUUGUCGGCGAUGCUGAUACAGGAGGUCGAGUUUGGCGAAAAAUUCAUGGGCGCAACGGGCGAAGACAACGAGACCUGCGAAUCGGCUGCUUCUUGUUGAGGAGGAUGCCAAAACAACUACUUCUCGACGGUUCAAUCAAAAUGCGCUUGGAGUAGUUGUGCUUGUCCGAAGAGCAGGUGAUAAUGAUCCAUUGUGAACUGUGACAUAAACGCGCCUCUGCUGCAGUUCUUCUUCUCCUUCCCACCACAGCUUCGUCCGCUCGAAGAAGCAACACGGUUUAGUCCGGCUACGGAUGCAGGAUCAACAUGAUCAUGAUCGUUCCUGCACUCCAUGUAUGAAUAGGUCAAAGAACCUCCCUUGAAAUCGACGACGUUGCAGCAUGCAGGAGGAAGAUGGACAUGAUGUGCUGCACAGUCCUAUUCUCAAAAUACUACCUGCUGCUCCGAUAACCUGCACUUGCGAUGAGAUCAACGAACUACAUCAAGGUCAAUGUCAGUGAGUCUGGUGAAUCACCAGACUCACGUAUAUGCGUGUCGGAAAUGGAUUGUAUAUGAUUUUGAAUCCGUAUAGGAUACGUAUAGCAUGCUGAAGUUUAAAAGUUUGCGAAACCGACAAAAAAAAACGAGAAACAAAAGCAAAAACGCAGAAAAAGCUUUUCAGCAUGGUGUCAUGUCUUGACACUUGGCUAGCGGAGGGGUGGCGGAGGGCAAGUUGCAGUCGAUUAUACCCAGAAUUAGCUGCGGAUAGUACUAAAAGUGCAAAGUGCUUACUUUUUGAAAGCAGAUGCCAUUUAUUAUUACACUUCUGCUACCAGGACGGCACUGCGCUUCUGCAUGUGCCGUCUACACCCUCCGCUACCCCUCCGCAGUUGCUGGGCAUGUUCCUCAUAGCAUGCUGAAUUUUGAAAACAUGCAAAACCGACAAAAAAACGAAAAACAAAAGUGGAAACGCAUAAAAAGCUUUUCAGCAUGGUAACACCUCUUGCCACUCGCCGAGCGGAGGGGUGGCGGAGGGCAAGUUGCAGUCGAUUAGACCCAGAAUUAGCUGCGGAUAGUAUGAAAAGUGUAAAGUGCUUAUUUUUUGACAACAGAUGGCAUUUAUUAUUGAACUUCUCUUACCAGGACGGCACUGCGAUUCUGCAUGUGCCGUCUACACCCUCCGCUACCCGUCCGCAGUUGCUGGGCAUGUUCCUCAUAGCAUGCUGAAUUUUGAAAACUUGCAAAACCGGCAAAAAAAGCGAAAAACAAAAGUGAAAACGCAUAAAAAGUUUUUCAGCAUGGUGACACCUCUUGACACUCGCCUAGCGGAGGGGUGGCGGAGGGCAAGUUGCAGUCGAUUAGACCCAGAAUUAGCUGCGGAUAGUAUGAAAAGUGUAAAGUGCUUACUUUUUGACAACGGAUGGCAUUUAUUAUUGAACUUCUCUUACCAGGACGGCACUGCGAUUCUGCAUGUGCCGUCUACACCCUCCGCUACCCCUCCGCAGUUGCUGGGCAUGUUCCUCAUAGCAUGCUGAAUUUUGAAAACUUGCAAAACCGGCAAGAAAAGCGAAAAACAAAAGUAAAAACGAAUAAAAAGCUUUUCAGCAUGGUAUCAGCUCUUGACCUUCGCCUAGCGGAGGGGUGGCGGAGGGCAUGUUGCAGUCGAUUAGACCCAGAGGUAGCUGCGGAUAGUAUGAAAAGUGUAAAGUGCUUAUUUUUUGACAACAGAUGGCAUUUAUUGUUAAACUCCUGUUACCAGGACGGCACUGCGAUUCUGCAUGUGCCGUCUACACCCUCCGCGACCCCUCCGCAGUUGCGGGGCAUGUGCCUCAUAGCAUGCUGAGUUUUCAAAUUUUACGAAACCGACAAAAAAACCGAGAAACAAAAUCAACAACGCAUAAAACGCUUUCCAGGAUGGCGUCACGUCUUGACACUCGCCUAGCGGAGGGGGGGCGGAGGGCAAGUUGCAGUCGAUUAGACCCAGAAUUAGCUGCGGAUAGUGCUAAAAGUGCAAAGUGCUUACUUUUUGAAAGCAGACGCCAUCUAUUAUUACACUUCUGCUACCAGGACGGCACUGCGAUUCUGCAUGUGCCGUCUACACCCUCCGCUACUUACCCCUCCGCAGUUGUUGGGCAUUUGCCUCAAGGCACGACUAAUUUGCAAAAAACAACUGAAAAAAUAAAAAUACAAUACGCAUAUACAAUCCAUUUCCAACAUAGUUCAUCACCGUGAUCCAUUUCCAACAUAGUGCAUGCAGAAAUGGCACUAGUAGUGCGAGGCUCUCAAGAUGAACACUAAUUCGCAAAAGUCAAAAUCGAAAACCCCUUUUUUACUUCUCAUCGCCAGAACUGAUCUUGCUUGUGAAAAUCAUGUGCUUCUUCUCGCAACCUGACAUUAAAACCGCUCCGUACCAAAAAUCUAAUCGUAUGUAGUCGUCUUGUCGGAUCGCCUCUCGUCGUCGUGGCAUCGUCUCAGCACUCUCUGCGUUUUGAUAAAAAAAUCAUUUUUCAACAUCGCUUCAGGCACGGGCAGUUGUGCUUGCGGUAUAGUGGCGACCAGUGUUUCAGUACGUAGACAUAGCCCUAGAUAAUUUCUCCAUGAGACUGCCUUUGACAGCCGGCAACGUUUCUGGAGUUUAGUGUAUGAUGACUAGCACAACUUGGAAGCCCUUUUGUAGUCACUCAGCAUUGUUUUAUCGAUAUACGGGACGAGAAUGUAUAGAAAAGGAACCGCUUUCACUUUCAACUGUUUCAUUUUUCCACGUAUGAUAAGUAGAUGCCGGAGCACAAAAAAUUUUGUAAGACACUCAGCAUUCACCCCACCGGUUUCAGUUUCAGCAGCACGCAAAUUCAUAGAUAAAAACUCUGCGACUUUUCAUCUUUAGAAAGGAGUUUAUUUGUACAAGUGAACCCAUGGACACGUCGCAUGGAGCAGUUGUAUCUACCUUCAAUUCGAGGAGACGCCAACGCCAAACCCGCACGAAGCACAAGCUUGUUGCUCGUCUGAAGGCGUUUUUACAAUCUCGUAGUCGCGGGUGGAGAAGAUCCGAAGGGCGCAAGAACAGGCUGAAAGACGCAUUCGGGACGAGCAGUCCUCUUCACGAGGAUCGGAUUUUUGCGCAUGCAGCAGUUGUAGUACCUCAUCCGCCGAAAAGGGUUGAUCGUGACUAUUUGUUUAUUCGAGUAAAAGUUGUACAAUAAGUUAUGGAGCAACACCCGCCCAAGGAUAUCGACAUCGACAAACGGAGCAACACCCCUUUAUUUUUGCCUAAAAGCCAGUGACUGGCGUUCCCUCAGACUGUGGCGCAACCUGGACCUGUACCCUAUGAGCGACCGGCGCAGCCACCAUUUCAACGACAAUCCCGCACGACCCGCGAUUCCGUCUGACCAAUGUAAAAAUUUGAACCCUCACCAUCCAGAUCCGCACGGUUGCAUACAGCCUCCAUGUGGAGCUACUUCUAACGCCGGCCGCGACUUAGCAGUGCCGGGUAACACGAAUAGACGCUUCGAAAAUAACCGUGCGCGCUUUGUCCAAGAAGAGCAUGACGUACCCAGCUACCCUUUACCCGUCGCCCCAGUUCCCACGCAAGCAACGUCGGCGUUGCAUACUGCGACCACACUCGAUUUCGAGCCGAAAGUUUGUCAUGCACAGGCCGCAAAUGCUGGAGCCGACGUGGGACAACAUGCACCGGGAGAAGGUGUUCGAGAAGAGGCAGCGUAUGAGUGGCAACAAGCUGCACGGGAUGUGGUUGGCGGCCCACGUGACCCUCGCGCCCAUGAACGAAAUAACGCGACGUCGUACGACGGCAUAGUGAACACCACUUUGCCCACCGGUAAUUAUGGAAGCUCGUAUUACCAAGACCAAAACGACGCCAGGAGACCGGCAGCGACGAGUACGAUUGAGGAUGAUGUGAUAUUAAGAAGCGAUGUAGGUGGUGGAACUCCUCCUGCGUGGCGCCCUGGCCGCGGCCAAGUGGAAGUCCGGCCUGCGGCGACACGAGAUGACCUUGACCAAUAUUCGUCCUACAAUCCGAACAGAGAGCCCACCUCCGAGAGCUCUUAUUCCGUGGCUGCUCCCAGGGUCAGACAUGAUGUUGAGGACCAUGCGGGCCUCACUGAUGCCUAUCGCGACAACAAGCACAAGAACUCCCGCACAGACACAGGGCGGCUGGAAAACAGAGAAACCAGUUUCGAAAGCAAUGCCGACUGCGAAAACGGUGACACACAGCUCGCCGCACCGCAGGAGCGACACCAAAAUGCUGGCCAGAACGACCAGCAGCCUCAAGGACUGCAAGACUUCGUCUACCAGGCGGAUUUGCCAAAGGUGGCUCCUGUGGUUGGUACAUCCAACGGUAAGAGGACCGAGCUACAACGAAAUGUGGACGAGUCAGCGCGUCUUCACCAGAAUCAAGAGGAGGCUCAGCCUGUAGCUGAAGCGGCGAAAUAUGGAAAUGGACGUCGCGGCUUUCAUAUCAGAAAUCCUCGUGACACUACCAGCUCUGGAGGGUGCAGCCACGACAUCAAGGCCGACAGCCGCAACAACGCGCCAGUCGUCCCGGAGGAUUCUACGCCGAUAAUAUUACCACGCUGCGCGGAAAAGGUCGAUCCUUCUCCUGUGCCUGAUGGCAAAGACGUCCAGAAGGACACCGAUCUUGUUCCCCGGGAUCAUGCUAGUGGUCUCCCCGAUGUGGAAGGGAUGUGUCCUGCGAACGCAGAAGUGGCGAAUGGUUUUUCCCCUCAAAAAGACCAUCUACAUCCCCCCUCCGCGGGCUGCAGCAUCCCCGUCUACGGGCGCCACAACGCCCCUUUUCUCAAUUCCCCGAGCGACCUACCAGAGUAUUUCAACGACGAGGACUGCCGGACUUCGUACCAGGAAAAUGAUUCGUUACUCUCCCCGGCUGCGUUUAUCCAGCGGAAAAACAUCGCUGUGACCGCCACUGCCCGCGUUGGCCCCGGCAUGGUCAUCUGCAUGGGCGAACAGGUGGUUGACAGCCAUCACGUGGACUUCAACAAACCGACUUUAUUGCUCGAAGUUGUGAAGCGGAUCGGGAAGGGCGGGUCGGCGGAGGUGUUCGAGUGCGUUGACCUGCGAACUUGUGUGGGAGAUGAAGGAUCGACUACUACGACCUCGGGAUCGGGCAGUCGUGGGGGCAACUAUAGCUCCAACCAUGACGGCGCGUCGCGAAGUGGUCAGCCCAAUGGAACAAGCAGCAGUGCAAGUCGAAACAAGGAGCAAGGUUCUCCGUUAUCCGUUAGCCGCUACGCACUCAAAGUCGUCUACGCUCGGGACGCGAGGCAAAUGCGCUCGUUCGCCAUGGAGGUAAACUGGCUGCGGGCUUUGCGGGACAAAAAUCGGGCAGCGAAGGCCGGAACUAGUACCCAGAAUGGUAGACACAACGCGGUGGACGAGCUGCGGGUAGUGAAGAUGAUCGGCGAAGCGAAAUUUUUUCCAAAAGACUUGGUGAUCCACAUUUUGCUGGAAUUCGCGGACUGUGGUAUGGGGUGGAAUAAUGAUUGUGUUGGUUUGUUUGAAAGAGAUGGUUUCUCUGAUUCUAAACCGCGAUUAAGAAGAUGGCACGCAUGAAGAUGCGCGCGGCAAGAAGCACCUUGUGCAUAUUUAUUGACUCGGAGGAGUCGUGCAGGACCAGCCGCAAGCGCAUGUAAUUUGUCAUCGCGAUUGCCAUAAUUUUUGCAUGUACAACCACAUGAUGAGCAUGAGAAAAUGUUGUCUCAAUUGGAACAAGAACUGGCUCAACAACCAAAGAACCUCCUUUCCCCUCCGAUACCCAAUCUGCACUCCUUUCUUCGGAAGAACUACGAAAUCUUUUCUAUCUACGACAUCCGCAAUCUCUGGCGCGACAUGGUCGCGGGCGUCGCGGCCAUCCACAGUCUAUCAAAUGUAAAAAUGUCUGGGUCUGGAAGAAUGCAACUUGUGAUGCUAACUUUGGACUCUAAAAAAAUCUCUAUUGCAUGACCAGCAAGAGGCGCCCAGUUUGUGCUACGCGGGGAGGGCAUUUGUCGUGCGGGAUAGGCAUCAGGAAGGCCUCUAGAGAUAUGUGAUGCUAGAGCAUGCAUUACAGACAUCCUGAGUCAUGUAAAAUAUGCAUGACAAACCUGGCAACCUUCCAGACCGAGACAUUUUUACAUUUGAUACAGUCUCGGGCUGAUCCACUUUGACCUGAAGCCCGCGAAUUUCCUCAUCGUGGACAACAUCGUGAAGGUCUCUGACUUAUCAAAUGCAAAAAUGUCUGGGUCGGGAAACUUGUGAUGCAAAUCAGUGAACAAUAAGUGAACUGCAACGCACCGCCGAGCAUGACAAGUUUUUUCGUGCCUCUGUGCUGCGCAUUCCGCAUAAGAAAGUGCGUUUUUGCAUGACAGGCGAGAGAGGCUGUUUGUGGCCACGCAAUACAGAGUGCAGAGUCAUGCCAGACUAGCAUGACACAUCUUGCAAUCUUCCAGGCCCAGACAUUUUUACAUUUGAUAUGACUUCGGCCUCGCGCGGGGGAUCAACAAGGAAGAGGGUAUAACCCACGUUUCCCGCGACCGCCAGUGCGGCACGCCGCGCUACAUGCCGCCGGAGGCGUUCUACCAGCCGGACGAGGGGUCGGCGAGUUUGAAGAUGCGCCCGGCGGCUGAUGUUUGGGCCCUGGGGAUCAUCCUCUACCAAUUGCUGUACGGGCGUGCGCCGUACGAGCAUUUAGAGGGCUGCGGGAUGCGGGCGCAGUUCGCCGUGGCGGAUUCCCGGGUCCGGAUUCUGUAUUCGAGGUCCCGCAGGUGGGAAGAGCAGGACGCCGCGCUCUUCGGCCAUCUGGUAUCAUUACUGCAAGUCACGCUGCGGUGGCGGUGGGAAAGGCGGUGGGACGCGCAGACGGUGCUGAAGUAUUUGGAGGCGCCAGCACCAGUAUCCAAGGAAAAAAAUGUGUAAGUGUAACUUUUUUGCAGGAACAGCAUCACAAAUUUGCUCUGCAUGACAGAGAAAACCUGUCAUGCGUAGCUAGUACGCGAAAACACGUAUGAAAAUAGCCUCUGACGCACAUCCAACAUGACAAGUGUAACUGUAUUGUAACGUCUGCAAUACAAAGUUACACUUACACAGUUUUUUUCUUGCAUAACCAGGAGAUGAUCUUGGGUAUGAUGCGAGUUUGCAGCCAGGCGAAGUAGGUCGUGGAGGAACCACGACCAAGAAAAGACAGCAAAAGCUGCUACUGAAAACGCCGAAAAAUCUAGUCAACGAACAAGACAUGAAAGGAAAGACGACGAAAUGUAUCGCAAGGAAAAAUCCCCCCUCCCCAUAUUGAAGAGGUAGGCUUUCGCAAAUUUGUGUUGCUGAUUUGAGGUCACAAAUCACGUUUGUGUUGCAAGAAGACAAGGGCAGCAGCUUCCGUCCCAUUAUGGAGGCGGUUUGUCAUGCUGUUGAGCCAACAUCACGGACGCUUCUCAUGCUAAGCGCCUAAGUCAAAGCAUCUCUGCUCAGGCUUGAUAUGGGUCUGCAGUCCUCUCUAGCAAGACAGAUGUGAUUUGUGUACUCAAAUACAGCAACACAAACUCCGCUUUCGAUAUGGGGAGGGGGGAUUUUUCCUCACAAUAAAAUGGAAGGGCCGCCGGCUAUCGGACAUUUACGAAGAGGAGUACAUCGAUCAAACGGCGUUUCUACCGCUUUUGGCGAAACAAGAGAGCUACUCCUACAACUCGACCACUGCUCUCGAGGGCACUACAACCGGUGGUGCGGAACUACAAGUGGAGCUAUUGAAACGACGACAGGACGACGGCGUUGCGCAGGAUGAACAUCACGGCGGCGAUGCGAAUCAAAUGCAGAAAGCCGACGGGAAGUCGGCUUGCGAAGGGGAGAAAAUGUUGAAACACGGCAUAAAGCGAGAUUGUGGUAACGAACCGCCAGAAGAACACGAGCCAGAGCUGGUGUCAUCCUCUGAGGAAGAGGUGGAUAAGAUAAAUGCUCAGGAACUCCCUCCUGAAAGGGAAGGAGCCGAUAAUUCCUCUCUGUCACAUCAGCAGCCUCAGAAGGCGGAAGAUGUAACAGGAAGAGACUUUGCUCCUGCUUCCAGGAACAAAGCCGCAUGCUCGGUAUCUGCGACACGGACUUUCGACGAUGAAGAGCAGCGCGACACGAUGAGGACACCAAGUUUUUGUGCACGUGAAGAUGUUGAUGACCACGACGACCUUUCACAAGACAAAUUUCACCCCCUGACAGAGGACCCCUCCUCAUCCUCAACAUCCUCCGCGGGCCCCUGCGCCGCUUUUUUGGCCUCUUCGCUCUCAACCAUCAUUAUCACCAUCAUCGCCGUUUGUCUUCUCGCUGUUGCUACCGGCUUAGCAGUGCAUAUGGGCAACGUUAGCGAGGCGAACAAACAAAAAGCAGAGCUGGGGUCUGGGGACGGUGAUGCGUAUAAUCCGUUUGGCGGCUUCGGCGGCGGGUAUAAGCCGAAUAUUUUGGUCCCGACAAGAAUUUUCAACGGGGAUGGUGAUCCAGGCAGUGGUGGUGGUGGCAAUGGUGAUCCACGUGGAGGAAACCCUAGCGGUCCACCAACAGCCCCCGGCAACGAUGGUCCUGAGGGAGGUGGGCACGCCGACACAACAGCUCCACCUCCGCAGCACGUCCAACCGCUUUCUCCUCCUUCUCAGAGCUCACCGUCGUCAGUGUUGUCGACCUUGUUCCCCCCGGGACCUGUUUAUGGAGCGGAGUUUCUAGCGCCGGCGAAACCAAAGCCAAAACCUGCAGGUCCGACCCCUGGUGUUGCAGCAGUACCGGCACCAGCACCGGCCGGUCCACCCGGGCCUGCUGCGCACGUUGCAGGCCCCGUUUCCGCCACUGCGCCAGUAGUGGUUCCUGCUGCUGCGGUGCCGGCUCAGCCGGCAGUACCUGCUGAACCGACCACCGCGGCUUCGACUGCAAGUCCGGCAACUGCAACUAGUCCUGCAGCUGACCCGGAUGCUGUAGAAGCUCAAGCAGGUGAAGUACCAGCAGCGGGUAGCCGUGAGCCACCAUCAUCUGCUCCGUCCGCGUCACCGCCUGAUCCUCCGGAAAGUGCUGAUCAGACGGAUAGUACGAGUGGUUGUAGUCCCAGCACCGAGCAAACGAUGAGCAGUGCUGAACAAAACCCCGCAGCGGGGGCACAGCAAAGGACAAGAGAAGGCGAGGAAGGCAACCAGUCGCCGGGAACUACCAGCCUUCAUGAUCAGGAUCUCGAACUGCAGCAAGACCAAGAACUUCUCCACUCUGCUGCCACAUCAAGUGUUGCACAGCAGGAGGUGUUGCCGCAGCAAGACGGAACAGACACGGCGCAAAUGCGACCGCGCACAGGCACGUCCGACAGUGCAGAACUACAGUCCACGACGGCUGCGAGUAGUGAUUCGGGUUGUGGCGUUGCUGUUGGAACUGACCAGUCGUCAGCUGAGGGUAGUGGCAGGAUCGAUCUUUUGGGCCAACGUUCAAGUAGCUCAAGCACAGCCACCUCAAAUCCGAUUCUGGACAACCAGAGCGGCUCUGCGCAAGGAGCUUCAGCCCGUACGGGAAUCGCCAAUCAUCCGACAGGGGAAGGUGCUCCUGGUUCCUCACUCCCUGAUGCCUCGAGUCCCCCUGGGACUCCUCACACGGCAACUGGUAGCCACACUGAAGGCGCCCGCGCUAAUGAGCACAGCGGGCAUGUAUCAUCGAGCACACAAGGAUCGGAAGUGGUCGGAACCGGCGCACAAGAAGACGAAGACCAACAGCCUCCACGGGAGGGUGAAAACCCAGAUGAUAGUUUCGAUGAAGGUGAAAACGCAUCAGACGACGGACAAAUAUCUGUACUAUCAUCAAGCCUGGAAGCGGGCUCUGUGGCAAACGGCUAUGACUACUUCGACGAACAGCUGGAAGCGAUUUCCGACGAAGAUGACGACAGACCGGAAACUGCAGAGCAGGCGCAGUUCCCCGAUGAAAGCUCACCUGCAGGUCGUGAUGGUGGUGGUGCUGAUUCUGCGUCUCGUGUCGUAGAAGGCGGCUCCUCGAGCUCCUCAGCACCCUGGCGCCCAGCUGGUGGCGGCGCAGUUGCCACAGAGUCAGGGCAAGAUCGUGGCAACCGCCCGAUGUCAGGCGGUACUAGCUCGUCUAGUUCCGCGGCGUACGUCGCGCCGGUGCAGGAAUCAACAAGAACGGCAGGGCUAUCCGGUAGCACGACUACGACUGGUGGGGGCACAGAAAUGCAAAAGAGCAAUAGACACCUGGGCGAAAGCGGGACCCAAAUCGCGUGGCAGCAACACGAAGAAACAGAAGCGGACGAAUCAGGCGUCAAGUCGCUGAUGAGACGGCAGCAGCACGGAGAAAGUUGUGAAGAUCUCUUUCUCGAGGUUCUUCACGAACGUAUAGGACGAGACUCGAAGCCUGGUGAUUUUUGCGAUCAGGAAGUGGACCUCGGUCAAGACAGGCUGCUGGAGGCGAACGCGGCACUAGGGAUACCUGCCACAGCCGCAGACGAGGACCUCGCUUUCCCUGCUGACCGCUGGGCGGUAUAAGAAAAUUUGAUAGAUAUGAUUAUUUACUCUAUAUUGUAAAUGUAAUGAGAUUUGAGACGAGCAUCUUCUUCUUCUUCUGGUACUCGUUUCCUCUAAGAAUAUUUUAUAGUGAAUCCCGUAGUAAGUAAAUCUCAAUCUUCUAUCACCUGCUGCAUUCGUCGAUGUUAUAUUCAUCCAGGUUGCGACGAUUCUAGCGUUGAUGCCCUUCUGUCACGUUGAUCUGCCGCAAGGGGAUCUGAACAAGGAGUACUUCAAUUGGCCCAUGUAUGAAGACAUUGUCUACGAUCCGGAACGCUUGCGUUCGGGAUGCGUUCGCGAAGACAAGAAAUUUUUCGGAGAGGUAUGGAACUUUUUCCACGAGAAACGGAGGGAAAAUGGGACCGAAUCCUCGGUAGUGGUGUGGGACGAUCCUCUGAUUUACAGGAACAGCAACCCCAGCAUACAGGGUAGUAGCACGUCGAACGCCGGAGUCCAUGUUGACGAUGAGGAAAAGCGGACUGCUAGAGAGCGGCGCUGCCGUAUUGGUAUGGUGACUGAGCACCUGUUUCAAGCGGACACCAGGAUAGAGGAGUUCGUCGUCCGCCGCUUCAGCGUUCCAUAUGGUACUUAGUAAAUCUCUAAUAUUACUAUUGGCUACACCAAUGAAAGCUCCGCGAGUUCAAAUCUUUUCCAUGGCUGCUCUAUGUGCGGACCACUCAUGUCCAGAGCUGUUUUUUUUUUUUGCAAUUUUUGUAUUUCGCGUUUGGCUAGCUUCAAAUGAGUUGCGUAAAAGCUCAGGAGCUGAAGCAAUGGAUCGCUUCGUACGUCAGAAGCUUCGUACGUCAGAACGUUUUUUCAAAUAAUUUCUUUUUGCAAUGCUCACAGGUUACUGCCUCAAUACCGACUCGCCGCUGGCGCUGGCCAAGAAAUCACGUCAAUGGCCCGAAGUCAUGCUCUCACAACUCCAAAACGAGGGUGAAAUUGCCGAAACGUCGGCUGUGCAUCCCAGAUGGCACGAGCUUUUCCAGCUGGACUUCAAGAACAGAGCGUCUUUUUGGCGGCAGAGUUCGGACACGAGAGGAGCCGAGUGGUCGUAUCGCCAUUUUCGCUGGACUUGGACCAGGGCGCGGUCGAGCUCCGUUCCGUGCAAGAAUGAAAACCCGUUUCGUUGGAACAGAACUACGAAGCACAUGUACGAAAAUUUCCAUCCCAGGAGCCAGGCCGUCAAAGACAAGUUCGCUACUCUACUGCAAGACAUUGAACUCCCAGCUGGUCCGUCUUGACGGCUUCUUCAUCAGAUGUGCUCCGAGAAGGAAAGUACGGGGCAUUCUAAAGACAAUUUUCUGGUUAUUUCGCGUAGCGAACAAAAUGGCAAUUGGUAUUUUUGCACGAGAACUGCAAAGGCCGCGUAUCAUCGGGGGCGGAAGCACGAAUUACAAGAGGCGAGGCGGACCUCCAAGAAAUCAAAAUAAAACCCCGCUGCGCCAUGUGUGAAAGAAUGAACAACUACAAGAGUGGCGGAACAGCGACGUCUGACACAAUGAAUUACUUCUAAUUGUAUACUCAUCUUCCUCUUGGCGUCACUAGAUGACGAUCUGGGUUGAGGCGAUAGUAUGGUCCGAGGCAUGCAGAUCGAAUAAAAAGAAGCAGAUAAAGUGCCUAGUCUUGAAGCCCCAAUAAUUUGCACUGCCUGUGACAACUCAAAAUCAUGGCGCCUAUCCACACGCCCGGCCAAUUGUCUACCACAUCAAACCCAGCUACUUGGUCGCAAUCGCGGAUAAGGGCUCUGAAAUGAAAGAUUGUUGGUAAGUUCUUGAUCCAGAAAUAGUUGGGCUCCAUGUUAGUCACAGCCGUUUAUUUAACAAAACGAAUGCAAGAACAGGAUGAUGAAAAUUCGCUCCACUCCUAAGGGCAAUUGUUUGAAAUGCCAUUCCUUGGGGCCCGCAAAGAUCAGAUUGCAUGACCCACGAUUUCCUUGCACGAAUUGCGCACGUCAGCUUGUUCAAAGUCAAUCGCUGCUGGGGCGACCGGUGCCGUCUGACUAUCAGUGCGGCUCUUCCGCGGUCUCAUGUUGCUGAACAAGUAGAACGGCCACGAAUGGUGUGCUGCACUCCAAAGCCUUAGGCUCACGAAGGAUCCGUAAAAGCUGUUUCAGGCCUCGUGGACUCGUAUCAAAAGCGCAUAAAAAUCAGCGACCUAGCAACAGCCAUUUUGUUUUCAGCAAACAUGUACUUAUUUUUGUAAAAUUUUAUUUCGAACAUGGGUGGUUUUGACUGAUGAUUUUACGAUUACUGAUAGAGGCUGUCAUAUCUUCUCCAGUACCUCUAUACUACCUUGAUAUACCGUCGCACAUAAAAGAGAAUUGAAAUAAUGCCGAACAGCAUCAGUUUAUGUAUGAUUAUAGCUUUGCGCUCUUGACUCGUCGUCGAAAGAUAUUUAUACCCCACACGCUUGUCGUUGAUGUAGCAGAUUCAAAAAGAGAUAUCUAAAUUUGAAAAUUCUGCUUUGAUGGUAUUCUUGAAGCAUAUCAAAAUCAAAGCAUGAGAUCGGUCAGUACUCUUCUAGGCAUCCACCUAUUGUGUCUCGGCGCAAUUCGUGGCACAUGUGCCAGCAGCAGCAGCAGUAAAGGAGAAUUGAAUGCAAGCGCACGCUCGCAACUCGACUCGCGUUUUCCACCGCCUCGCAGGAAUGAAAGUCGCUUGCAGCACGAGCGGGAAAACCGCAGCGCGUCGCAGCUGAGAAGAAUCGCUAACGUGCCUGAGAAUGCUGCAAAAACUCUGAGUUCCUUUGCUGAUCGCCCUGUCGCAACCGUGCGAGCCCACAUGAAGAGGCUGUAUGAUGCUGUGCGUACUCGAUCGGCAAGCCCUGACGCAGGCCGGAGACCGUCGAAAAGAAGCAGAAGUGACGGCUCCCCAGCCGAGAACAAUGCUUCACAUCCGCCCGCCACAGUGAGGAACGAAGAGGAACAACACGAGGCAGGUCGGAGAGAGCAACGCAAGCUGCUCGACGACAUCAAGAACGCCGAACCAGGCCUGAUGAUGUUUGGAAACAUGAAGCUCAAUGAAAACGAGGGCAUUCUGAGUUUUUUAUCAGCAGCGGAGGCGGGAGCACUCCUUCACACGAGUAAAUCGCAUUCGCAGAAAGAUGCCAAUGGCAGGAAAGUUGCUGCGGCGGCACUUUCUCAAGCCAUUGAUGACCGGACUCUCGCGAACCGCACGGAAAGCUGUGAAGACCUUUUCCUCGAGGUGCUACGAGAAAAAGUGGGAACGAACCUGCCUCGGGACUAUUGGAAUAAAGACGUCGAUCUCGGGAGAAGCUACUUGCAUUACUUUCAGAAGGAAAUCGAGGGACCACAAAACGCAAUUCCACCACACUUGACAGAGUGGAGCGUAAGUCAUGUUAGUUUUGAUCCAGAUUUAUAUUUACUCUGUGGCAGUACCAGUACACUUUCCUUUGUACUAUCAUUUUGUAGCGGACUUUACUUUUUGAACCCGUAGGAGCAUAAACCGCCUUCACUUUUUGAACCCGUUGCUUUUGAUGUUUUCUUGUGUAUCGAUUCUGCUUUUUGGGGCGUAACAAGAACAAGUAUCGCUAAACUACUACAUGGAAUGCAAGUUUGCUGUGAUUCAUCUUCAAAUGCAUUUAUUAUCAAAGGUGCGAUUGCUUAUGACGAUGGGCCGCGAGACCUGCAGCCCAGCGGCUGCCUAUGAGUUUGAUCUGGGUAGCGAGUGGAUCAUUCCGGAAACCUACGGCUCCGCCGCCCUGUCCAGUGGAUGUCACAAAAGUGAUAGAGCCUUUUUUCGAGAAGUGCUAGAGUUUUUUCAUGAGAAUGUACCAGAGAAGAAGAGUCGCCAAUCCAUUGCAGCUCGUUUCCGUAGCAGAAGAGCAAGUGCAGCGGGCACGGCCAAGCUGGUAAAAUGGACUCCCCCAGAAACGCUGUCGUUUUCCAGGACCAAUCCCGAUGCUGUGCUGCCGCGGGUGGAUAUGGCUGUGAACCCGAAUAAGGACGUUUUGGAUAGCAGAUGCCGACUAGCGAUGGCCACAGAAUUCCUUUUUCAAAAGGAUAUGGACGUGUACAACCUCGAAUUUCCUGUGAAGCACGGUAAAAAUCUGUGGCAGUUUGUUUUUGCAAUAUCGGCAAAAAAAAAUUUUAAGCAUACUUAAUAUUCUGGUGCAAUCUUUUCUUCUAUUGCGCUUUCGAAUUUCAAUUUCAUACCAAACACAAAAAAGGUUAUUGUCUAAACCCCUGGGAUGACACGUGGAUAAGCCGUAAUAAUUUUAUGGUGGAGGACCCGAUCGAUGAGACCUGGUAUCCGUACGUCCGGCGCGUUUUUCGUAAAUUCGCUGAAAAAUGGCGGUCGGGCUCCGACGGAAAGGCACUACAAUGGUCGUAUGAUCAGUUUCAGUGGGACUGGCGAAGCUGUCACGCAAAACGGCUGAAAGACUCGCCGACGUACAAGUUUUUGAAGAAACUCAAUCCGUCGAGAACAAAGUUGCCAACCAUGUUAGCUGCCCGACCAGCAGACUUUCUCGUUGCUCGGCCGUCCAAAAUCGCGGACGACUUGUGUUAGCUUCUUCGGAAAGUGCGUGCCCGUGUGUGUGGUGUGGACAUGGUGAAAACGAUGUCGAGAGACAUGGAGGUGCUCACGUGCUGUCUGGAGGCCAUACUCCAGGCUUGUGAGCUGCCGGACACGAAAACGCAAGACUUAGUUAGAAAAUCGCACUUGGCUACUUACUGAUUUGAUUACAGCUGUAAUUGGCACUUCCAUCACACCAGAAAAUCGCUACUUGGCGUCCUUGUAUAUACUUUUGCUGUAUGAUUUACCUAUACUUAGAAUCAAAUUUGAGAAUGCUUUCUUGCGUUGCAUAAGCCUUAAACGUCAUUGAUCUUUUUACAGAACAGUGCACGACUCGUGCUUGGCUUGUCUGCACGAAGAUGAUGAAGAACUUCGUCAACUUUUUCACAGAUACUUACAAUGAAUAAGUCUACCUGUAAAAUGAAUGGGCGCACAAAAAUAUGUAAGUGAACAUAAGGAUUAUUGUUAUCCGGUGUACGAGCACCCAAUGGACCAACAUCAAUGCGCAGGAUCUGAAAAAAAAUGCUUCGCCGGCUGUCUAAUGAAUGGCUCAUCGCUUUCAUCUUUAUCUCUUCUAAGUGUAAUUGUCGACCCUGAAUGUACUAGUACGCGAGCACGCCUUGCGUCUUGCUCUUGCGUAUACGGGGAUAUCAACUUCCAUUUCCGCCACUCUCGGUUCAGUAGUAAGAUUGAUGUGUCUGAAAAUGUACAUAGUGCAGGCUGUCUACAAAUCGUGUCCAUAGCGGUCUUGUUCACCAGUUGACGAGAAUUGACCGAAUGAACAUUGUUCCAGAAACGAAAGCUCCACUCUGGUAAAUACCAAUCCGAAUUCAAUCAAAUAUGGAUAUCAAGAUGAGAUCUGGAAUUACAGACACAGAGGAUCUUAAAAUGUGAAAGCACUUCCGUGCCGUGGUCUCGUUGUAAAUGAAAAUUGUAUAAAUUAUUGAUUGCCCAUGUCAUUGAGCUUUUUGCCUUCCCUGUGCCAUCCUCGAUGGCGCUUUGUAUAAAAUGAAUCGAGUUGGGCAGCUAUACCACCGCCAAACGCCGAAGAUCACAAAAAUACUUGCAAUUGGCACAGCUCUUCCGAGGCUUAGUUGGCUGAUUUUUUCAUUAAGCGUGAGUACAAGUAGCGCAACAGAGGCUUCAGUCAGUAUCUAUUUCUUUCCGUCUCUUUUCGAAAACCGGGCACCGGCUUUGUCGUGUUUACACAACUGUAGCUGAAGAGUUUACAAAACGUCCAGUAGAGUACCUCUACUAGCGAUAUUCGCUUUAUUGCUUGAUAACGGAUUCAAUUUCGAUCUGGAUCGUAACGAUAAGUGGACAUAGAUUUCCAGCUUUUUAUACGUACUCAAGAAGAAGAAGAAGCGGUGCAAUUGCAUCAUUGUGGAGCAGAAAAUGAACGCCUCUCUGUCUGCGCCGGGGAGGAUGUUGUGGCGUUGCUGCCUUGGCAUCUGUUGCAUUUGGGUUAGCAGAUUAUCUUCGACGACGAAUGUUCUUCGAUUCGUUUCUGCUGCAGCCUCAGGCCCCCGUUCGCCGGUGGUGCUCGGUGGCGACAAGAAAGCGAAGCCGUGGAGAGAGGUUGUGAAGCAGAAGUUCCGGUGCGGUUGCACAGGUUGCAAGGCGAUCAAUUCAGUCUUUGCGGCCAUGGUCGCAGAUGUCAGGGCAAAGCUCAGUAGCAGGUCGCGGGCUGAGGCUGAAGAAGUGAUAGACGAUUUGUGGGAUGUUCUUGGAGAUCAAUUGGGCCAGCUGCGGCUCGAUAUGAUGCAAGGAGGGCUAGCCUAUUGGGACGUCCUUGACAUAGAUCCAACUGGACCUGUAAAAAAACACCUGCUGCGCGGCGCUAUAUCUCAUGAUGGUGCCGGACGGAACCCCAAGUGGAAGGAGGCACUGUCGGUAUGCCACACGCUCAUAUUCAAGUUUGGAGAACGGCCGAGACCCCCUGUUGAAAGCCAGCAAAUGAUUCUCCUUGGCGUGUGUCUCGGUAUUUCAGUAAGUAAUUUUUUCUUGUUGUCGAAUAUGUGGAGGUUGCAAACCAAAAAGAUUUUUCGAUGGCGAGAUUUGAGCAAGCAGAGACUAGGAAGGUCAUACAGGCAGUUGUGUUUCGUCCAGCGAAUUCCAAAGAUAGCGAAGAUGCUUCAUGGGUUGUGUGAGAAGUUGGGUCAGAUGGGAUUGCACAUCACAAUGUUGGACAGUGUGGGCGUCAGGCGACAAAAAAUUCUUCCUUAUCUUCUACAUAACAGAGAAAGCAUUGGAUCCGAGAGACAGCGCGGGGACGGGCUUCGAGCGUUGGCAACAGAACUAUUUCUCGACUUCACCGAGUGCUGCCUCACCCAGAGAGAAGCGGGAACACCGGUGCCGUUUAUUGUAUUUGAUGUAUUUGGCGCGCGACGGAUCUGACGAGGAGGCUGCCGAUGGUCCUCGGGUGCGGCUUAGCCAGCAGGGGAAGAAACUUCUGACUUCCAAGUUCUUUGACAAGCACUUGCCUUUUGCAAAGACGCGCUGCGCAGCAGAACAAGAGGCGAUAACAGGAAGUAUUGCUCGCGACAUUUGUUUACAGUUCUGGCUCGUUGUGGCCAAAAAGUUCUUUUCUCUUUCUAUUUAUUUUGAUCGAAAUGAGAUGCUACGACAUCCACGUGUGUCACAGUUGCUGGUGCUUGAAUCAUCGAAAAAAGCUUCUUUUUCGUAUGAUUUUACUCUGCCAAAAUACUGAUCCUAAAUGCUGACUUUUCAGGAGGAGGAUCGCGAGGAUCGCGAGGAGGUGCAGCUCCGGUUCAGUUGCCAAGUACCGUUUAUGUUGAGCUCGGAGUCACAACUCAGCCGGCGAAUCCGCAGCUUGCGAAGUACGUCCGACUGGCGACUGAAUUUCCGCUGCAUCCUGAUAUAGAGCUUCGCUCUAUUUUUGCCCCAGUUCGAGCAGCGUAUCAAGCUUACGUGGAGGAGCGGCGCAGGAUGCGACAGAGAGGGCGCCGGCCCCCGAAAGGAUAUUUGCGGGGAGUUCGCUUGCGGCUCUUUUCUCGCGACUCAGCUGGGAGCGUGACUCGAGUCGGGAUGCAAGAUCUGCUUUUUGCCAGAGCGGGGAGGCACACGGAUGGACACGGCAAAAAGGAAGCGCCGCCGUCAAUCGACACUGUCCUGAGAGGUGGUGACCUCCUCAAUGAAGUUCGUGAAAGGGCGAACGGGGAAUUCGGUCCUUUGUCGAUCUCCGGGUCCGCCACACGCCAGUCCACUCCGAGCAACGGCUUGUUUUUCCGUCUCGAACUACUUCUAGAAGGAAGGCAGGGGCCGUUUUCUGCAACGGAAGGUACUUCGUUUGGUUCGAGAUGCGGCGUUGAAAGAGAUGAUGACCUCCAGUCGCCGGUGCAAGAUCACCACUUUCCUCGGCACGUCACUUCUUGAUUACUUAACAUUGAUUUGCUUCUGAACUUGACAAGCCGUAAUAUUUGUGCAUAUUGUAGUUGGAAACCAAUCUCAAUACCACACAGGCGGACCAGGCUAUCUCGGGGACGACGAUGAUGACGAUGACCCCAGUGACGACGAUGACGACGAUGGAAACGGCGGCCCAGGACCGUCGAGAGCCUCACUUUCGCUCCAACAACCACAGGCCAGGACGGCUGCCGGUGUUGCCCUUGUUCCGCGUGGCGGAAAUCCUGUGCAAGGAAAUCGGAAUCAAUCGGCGGAGCAUGGUGCCGAACCAGUAGCAACGAUGAACUUCCUUGGAUUGAGCAUGCUCCGCGGGGGCAAAAUUGCUUCCACUGAAGCUAGUCAUGGUGGUGGCAACGCUGAGCACGGAGACAAGCAGCAGGCGGCUUCUUGGUGGAACGAGACCACAUUUGCCAACGAUGCCGCCAGGGCUCACUUCGCUGCCGCCAUAGAAAACGAAGUUCAGAAAGCCGUCACGAGUGAGGGGCUCAUGCGCUCGCGCGCGGUUCUUUUGGUGGAGCAGCUAAAUUGGUCGCGGCCGAAGCCAGCGCUUCUCGGACUCUCAGAAAUGUUCGGGCAACGGGGGAGAGAAUCCGUUGAGGAGAAACGAGAUGUAGUUAUUUCUUUCUACUUAUAUUAUUGACUAUGGCUACUAUGUAGAUGUACUCACACUCAGUAAGUAUGAGUGCCCAUCGAAGUCGGAAUGCAAGUAUUUUUCGCACAUAGAUCUCGCGUCGUGCGACUUUUCGGGAUCAUUUGCACUUGGAGGACUAAAAACACUUCUUAUCUUUGAAGCUGGUGCACGAGCAGUCGCGUUUUUGUGCCGUUGAUCUUGUUUCUUGUAGUCCUACAUAUGCCUGAGUUUGAAACCAGUCAGGCCUUGCAAAGAGCUGUUUGGCGACAGCAUCAUCUGCCUCUGCCCCUCCCCCUUCGGUGCAACGUGGACAUCUAAAAUCAAAUCAAAUCAAAAAACAGGCUCUCCUUGUCGCACAAGGCCGUCAAAGAAAAGGUGACGCAGGCGUAAUGCUUGCCGUGGCAUCGUGGAGUGUCCCACUCGGCGCGUCCGCGGUAUCCGACGGGGCCUUAUUCGUCGUAGGACACAUGCUGCAGCACCUCGCGGACGUGGCGCGCACCUAUAGUAACUGGGAAGCGUCCAAAUUCGCCCUGAGGCACAUGACGACCCCGCUGGAAUCCGCUAUAAAUUGGGAGCGAGGUGCAGCGCCGGCCGAGGGGCCCGAAGAGGGAGUCGACGGCCUCUGGGAUAAUGCGCGCAACGUGCUCAUGCGGUUUGAGCGUAUGGAAGGGCCUAAGGACGUGCGGCCGGGCGACGCCUUCAGCAGCUUCUCGAAGAAAGUGGAACGCAGGGAACGUGUUGUGAACCUGCUGACCCUUAAACCACGGCUCCUUGCAGGAAUCAGCCUCAGUAGGGAAGACGAACAACGGGUGCUGGGCAUGGAACUCAGCGGCAAGACCAUCCUGACCUUCCAUGAAGACAAAGAAAACGUUAUUUCGCUUGUAGACGUCGGCUCCCAGGUCCGUUCCCUCAGUAGCCACGGACGAAGUCUGCGUGUGUCGAAAUCUCGCGAAGAACAUGGAACCACCCGGGCCCGCCGUCGAGCGUCUUCUACGGGACGAGCGGAGUGUCGUACUGCCCCUGCGCAAGCCGAGCCGCUUGAACUCGUGCUUGCAAUUGAGGGCGGGGAAAGCCCGAGUGGACAGCCGACGCCUGUGCGCGCUGCGCUCACACGAUUUUUGCAACUAGGCGUUGCGCAACGGUGGUGGCAAAUUGUGAAUGCGAGUGCUGCCUUGCACUUGUCAGCCUUCGCAGAGUGCGUGAGGCGUUCGGUGGCACUCCGGGUGUUUGCGUUCGUCGUCUUUACCGGGGUCCUGCAGCAUGUUCUUUACGAACAGCGCAUGCCGCGCGUGCUUGUCUGCCCCACGAACGGCUCCGAAUGCUGUUCUGUACGAACGCGGGAGGGCAUGGUUCUCGCUGACGGCUACCAACAAAACUCGACUGCAGCGCCCUAUUCUACUCCAGCUUGCAAUGCCGACGAGGUUUUGGUCCUUCCUAACUUUCACACCGAAGAGAAAAGGCUGACAGGAGUAAUUGCAGCGCAGAAAGAGCUGCUCCAGGCCGCAGGCCGCAAGACCGAAACCGCGACGCGAAAGGCCGAGGCAGCGGAGAUGAGGCAAGAACAAGCAGAGGCCGAUGCCGAAGCCGCUGAGCGCAGUCGAAACAAGCUGCAGAAGGAAGGAGCUGCCCAAGCAGAAAGAAACAAAGCCGAAGCAGAAUCCGCUGAGCGCAAUCUGAAGAAGCUCCUGAAAGAAGGGGCUGCCCAAGCAGAACGAAACGAAGCUGACGCAGAAUUCCACGAACAAGAAGUGGCCGAGUGGAGGCGCACGUUUACGACCGUCUGCUCGUUACGAGAUCCGAACAACUGCUGCGCCGUGCCGAGAGCUGAGCUGGAAAAUUCGCGGGACGUAACGCUCGCUGAGAACUACGAAGAGCGGCCCACGCAAUCCUCCCUGGGCAUACAGAUGUGCCGUGAUGGGCGUAUCUUCGACCCUCCAACCCCGAAUUUGGUGGAGAAGCAUCAAUACCUGAUCGACAGCCUCCGCGCCAACACGCAGCGUCGCGACAAGGUUGCGCGAGAAACGCGGGAGGCGGAGGCAGCCGCAGCGAAGGCGUGGAAGUCGGCAGCCGCCGGGCAACAGGAGGCUGACAAGAUCAAAGCCGAUCUUGCGGCGAACAAGAAGUCGUGGAGCCAUCUGCACCCACAGAUGAGUGGCACUUACGACGGUGUGGUGCCAGUGAUGAAUGCGGCGGCGCCUUGCGCCGGUGUCGGGAAGGACGGGGAGCACUUCCGUCACGAGCAAGGAGAGUUUUGCACUGGCCCCGGUGGUGCGAACGCCCGUCGUCUCGCACUGUGUCCUGAUCCCGGCAACGGCAACCAGGCCUGCGUUUUGAAACUCGACUGCGACAAGGCGAACCGGGACGACAUUUGUUGGGCCGGGAACUGGACGUUCGAUCCGGAGCUGUCCCGUGGCUGCACGGAAAUGAGCGACGCCGAUCUCUUCCGCAUGUUUGGGGAAUUCGAAGCCAUGCAGGGAAACACGCCCACAGCCUGCGAGCACGGCUGGCCGGCCCGGCAGCUCGAUGGAAACAGCAACCCGAUUUCGCAUAGCGUCGGGCUACUUCAAUUUUUCCCCGCCAACACGGCACAGGCACGCGCCUUCAGACGCGGCGUGCAAAAAGUGGCUUCCGACGUGUGGAAGCAGGUGUCGGCGACGAUGGGAACCCUCAAGGCGGCCUGGAGCACCGACGCUCCGGCAGGCAGUGAGGGGGGGCAGGAUGGCGAUUCGUCGGUCUGCGCGCAUCCGGGCAGUAAGGUGUCUUCUGCGGUCGGAAAACCGUAUUUCAAACUGCACUCACGCACCGGAGAUGGGGCCUGUAAGGUGAAGAAGCAUCACGGGAAAACGAAGACUGCCAAACGAAGUGGGAAAAAGCAGAAGAAGGAACAGCAGGGUGGCAGGUGAUCGAGUUGGACUACGUCGUGACUCCAAGGAAGUUCAGAAUCAAAGUAAUAUUUGCCAGUCGUUAUCGUGUGCGAGCGACAAACUGGCGACGUCGAAAUUGAAAGCACACUGUGGACGACGGAAAUUGUGACUCAGAUGCGUAAGACCGAGUGGUUUAUACUCAGUAGACAGUAGGUCCUUAGGUUGGGACAUAGUGUAUUCGGGUGAAGCACUGGUCAGUCGUAGUUUUCCCGUAGUAUGAUUUAGUUUUUGAUUCGCCCACUAUUCCCACAGAUACAGACUGAGACUUUUUUUACAACUUCUUCGUUGGAGGAAGUAGAAUGCCAGCUGCAACAGAACACGUACCUUGGGAGAGCCGUCACGAGUAUACUAGCAGAAGGCUUUGGUGAUGAAAUGUAAAACAGCAAGUCCUAGAUUACUAAAACAGUCAUACUAAGUACAUUUAAGUGAGUUUACGAAGCAAGAAAAAAACCGGAACCAGUUCUGCGCCAGCCUUUGUGAUGCUGUGCAGCAAGAUCUGGGACCAGAAGUCUAUUUAGAGACCGCAAGAACCUUAUAUCUUUUUGGGGUAGCACCAGUAUUGCAUUGCGACGCGAGUUUUAGACACCCACUAACAACCGCAUCAAGUGCGAAUUUGCGAACAUCGAGUUUUGGAAGUUUUCGAAACUACCUGUAUGAUCAAGAACAACUUUCCACAUAUAGACGUUUUGUAAGAUUGCGUUGCCAUAGUUGGACGGGAUGAGCCACGUGGUGAUGAAGUCAUAAGUUUUUAUCUUUUUGGAAAAGUAAAAGUUGAGUAAGAGUAUGGAUUGGAGAAAGAUGCAAGCAUGAUGAGUAAGUACUACAGCACGUCGCGGCCAGGGCCGAGUAAACUAACAAUAACGUCGUGAAAAAAAAGUGUCUCGCCACUGAGUUUAAGUUUGGUACACCAACUAGCAUCUGUGUUUCUGGAUCUGAAAGGAAAUGCUAACGUAGACGACCAAUAGGUCAAACAAGGUUUGUAUGAUAUCAAGAAAAACGGACAUACAAGAGCACGGGUCGCCAUGGCGGCAAAACCAAACGAAGUACUUACAUCGAAGAAAAGAAAAAUCGCUGGCCGAACAGGUGCGUUGUUCCAGGUUCGACUUCGAUUGGAAAUUCGAGAAAUGUUUUCCCUUUGUGUUGAGCCCUGCAUCCGUGCAUUGUCGGAAGUGGAAGUAACCCAAGUCAGUGAAGCUUCUUUCGUUCUCGUUUUCGUCCGGCAGCACCGUGCUACGGCCAGAAGAAGUCUUGAUCCGGAGCGAAAAGCUGAUCCGUGACUGAGGGAGAAGGAUAGAUCUCUUUAUAACGGAUCAGGAUGUGAGUCAUACUCUGAUACUACAGAUCCCGACUCAUGCAAACAAGUACAUCCUCGGAGCAUGGGGUUUAAGGAGAUGAGUAAAUGCAUGAUUGGACGUAGAAGCGAACAACUCUAUCGCAGUUUGACACACUGUGGUAUCCGGCUAUAGCAUUACUUGGACCCUGGACCUGUUUACACCCAAAUACAGUCCAAGGGGAGCGAUAGACCCAAGCUCUUCUAUAUGGCAACGGAGAAAGAUGGAAAUGCAAGAAAAGC